This is a messenger RNA of Topomyia yanbarensis, 814 nucleotides long. RefSeq lists its product as uncharacterized. The coding region runs from base 101 to 598 and encodes 165 amino acids. Lineage: Eukaryota; Metazoa; Arthropoda; Insecta; Diptera; Culicidae. The record is from RefSeq and is a predicted model, not a curated record. Gene Ontology annotation, biological process: sleep; positive regulation of voltage-gated potassium channel activity; regulation of synaptic transmission, cholinergic. The transcript is spliced from 3 exons.
CUUUGGGCUGGGCGUGUUUACAUUCCACUUGAUUUUUACCAUUUUUACAAAAUACGUUUUAUUUUUAUUCAUAAACACCAUUCCAACAGUGCCUUUCAAGAUGCAUUCAGCAAAACUGUUUCUUCCACUACUAAUCUUUCUGAUUACAUUCGAAAAAGGUAGGGCGAUCUGGUGUUACCGCUGCACAUCAGCCACACCCGGAUGUGGUGACAAGUUCAACUGGCGUGGCAUCGGCUACCUGGGUGACCCGUGCCCAGAAGAUGAUGAUAUCUGUGUGAAAGUGAUUGAGCGGAAGGGCACAACUGAGACCAUUACGCGAGAGUGUUUAAGCGCUCUGCAGGGUUUUCGAACCGAUAUACCAGCUGAUAAGUACGAAGGUUGCUAUGGAUCCGCAAAAGACGAGCAGUUGGCUCACUACGUGAACAAUUCAAUCAAACAGUUGGACGUACGACGAGAUUACUUUAGCAGUACAACGUUUUGUUUCUGCUUUCUGGACCACCGGUGCAACGGGGCCCCUAGGAAACAAUCGGUCGUUUGGAUGAUGAUGGUAUCGGUUUUAGUGGGCGCUUUGCUUGCUCGUCCAUUGAUGCUGAGAUGAACCAAUCACUCCACUUAGUUGAUCAAGAAACGCCAACACUCUUGAUAUUUGCUGUUAGAUGAUAGUAUUAGCAGGAAACAUACCGUCCGUUUUUUUAUAAAUUAGUGCGUAAUGUGCCUUCAAUCUCAGAGAAAUCUAAGAUACGUUCGAAUAAGUAAAAUAAGCAAAAUAAAUAUUUUUAACAGAUAAAAACAAAUAAUAAAGUAUUGGAAAAUA